GAAGCUCCAGCAGGUAAGAGAAGCCACAUUUCCCCUUGCCCGCCACUUAAAAGGAUGCAGGAGCACAAGAUCUGGCACCGCUUUUUGGCUUGCUGAAGAGACGUACCGGCACGUAACAGCGUGUAGACGUGGCUAAGUGAUGCGGUUCCGAUGGCGGCGUGUUUGAGGCUUCUUCUGCUGCUGCCGCUGGCGUGCUGCCUCCCCUCCCCCUCCCGGCCUCCCAUGCGUUACUGCCGCCGCUGCUGUGACCACACGGAGCCUCCGGCCGGCCCCGCCCACUACCGCGUGCCCGAGAUCCGCACCGUGGUCAACAUGACCAUCCUCAAAGGUGAUAAAGGCGACAGAGGGGAUAAAGGCACGCCUGGUAAGCAAGGUCUGGAAGGACCCCCCGGCCAACUCGGACCGGUAGGCUUCAAAGGCAGCAAAGGCCAAGCGGGCGCCCCCGGGGACCCCUGCAAGACUCCCCAGUCGUCCUUCUCGGUGGGGCGCCGCAAGUCCCUGCACAGCGUGGACUACUACCAGGCGCUGGUCUUCGACACGGUGUUCGUCAACCCGCACGAGCACUUCAACAUGUUCGAGGGCAAGUUCUACUGCUACGUGCCCGGCGUCUACUUCUUCAACGUCAACGUCCACACCUGGAACUUCAAGGAGACCUACCUGCACAUCAUGCAUAACGAGCGGGAGCAGGUGAUCCUCUACGCGCAGCCCAGCGAGCGCUCCAUCAUGCAGAGCCAGAGCGUCAUGCUGGAGCUGGCGCGGGACGACCAGGUGUGGCUCCGCCUCUACAAGCGCGAGCGGGAGAACGCCGUCUACAGCGACGACGUGGACGUUUACAUCACCUUCAACGGGUACCUGGUGGCGCCCGGUCUCCAGUGACCACGGGUCCGUAGGGGACUUUUAAAGGCCUACUGAAACCCACUACUACCGACCAGGCAGUCUGAUAGUUUAUACAUCAAUGAUGAAAUAUUAACAUUGCAACACAUGCCAAUACGACCUUUUUAGUUUACUAAAUUGCAAUUUAAAAUUUUGCGCCAAGUAUCCUGUUGAAAACGUCGGUAUGACGCGUGACGUCUCGGAUUGUAGCGGCGUGUUGUUCCAGCCCGAUCCCAGCUAUAAAUAGUCUGCUUUAAAGGGGAACAUUAUCACAAUUUCAAAAGGGUUAAAAACAAUAAAAAUCAGUUCCCAGUGGCUAGUUGUAUUUUUUGAAGUUUUUUUCAAAAUUUUAUCGGUCUCGGAAUAACCCUAAAUAAAGCUUUAAAGUGCCUUAUUUUUGCUAUCUUCGAAACCACUAUCCAUUUCCCUGUGACGUCACACAGUGCUGCAAAUGUAAACAAACAAUGGGAAUACCACAGCAAGAUAUAGCGACAUUAGCUCGGAUUCAAACUCGGAUUUCAGCGACUUAAGCGAUUCAACAGAUUAGGCAUGUAUUGAAACGGAUGGUUGGAGUAUGAAAGUAUUGAAGAAGAAACUGAAGUUAUUGAGCGAAUAGCUAUUGACGCUAUUCAUAGCCAUAGCAUGGCCGAAUAGCUGCGUUAGCAUCGCCGGUAAAAUGUGCGGACCAAACGAUCAGGACUUUCGCAUCUUUUGACACGAGAGCAACUUAAAUCCGUCGAUUGGUAAGUGUUUGUUUCGCAUUAAAUGUGGGUGGAAGGAAAUGUAAUAUAGUUGCAAAUGCAUCUACAGGUUAUCCAUACAUCUCUGUGCCAUGUCUGCUUUAGCACCGCCGGUAUAUAGCAUGUUAGCAUCGAUUAGCGUAGCAUGUUAGCAUCGAUUAGCUGGCAGUCAACAUCAACAAAACUCACCUUUGUGAUUUCGUUGACUAUCGUUGCAAAUGCAUCUGCAGGUUAUCCAUACAUCUCUGUGCCAUGUCUGCUUUAGCAUCGCCGGUAAAAUGUGGAGACACUCUGGCACAUUCAAUGGGGGUCUGGCGGCAGACACUUUUGCAUCUUCGGGCCAGUGGUGCAACUUGAAUCCCUCCCUGUUAGUGUUGUUACACCCUCCGACAACACACCAACGAGGCAUGAUGUCUCCAAGGUUCCAAAAAAUAGUAAAAAAAAACGGAAAAUAACAGAGCUGGGACCCGGUGUUUGUAAUGUGUUGAAAAUGAAAAUGGUGGGUGGGUUACCUCGGCGACGUCACCUUCUGACGUCAUCGCCUCCAGCGUGAUAAACAGAAAGGCGUUUAAUUUGCCAAAAUUCACCCAUUUAGAGUUCGGAAAUCGGUUAAAAAAAUAGAUGGUCUUUUUUCUGCACCAUCAAGGUAUAUAUUGACGCUUGCAUAGGUCUGGUGAUAAUGUUCCCCUUUAAUCGCAUAAUUACACAGUAUUCUGGCCAUCUGUGUUGCUGAAUCUAUUGCAAUUUGUUCAAUUAAUUAUGGAGACGUCAAAGAAGAAAGAUGUAGGUGGGAAGCGGUGCAUUGCGACCGCCUUUAGCAACACAAACACAGCCGGUGUUUCCUUGUUUACUUUCCCGAAGGUGAAGCUUUACUAUGGAACAGAGCGGUCAAGCGAGCAUGGUUCUAUACCGCAUGUCAACCGGCAGGUUUCGGUGAGAAAAUUGUGGGAAUAAGUCGGCUCUUACCGUAGACAUGAGUGGAGCUUGCGUCGUUCCUCGUGCACCUGUCAAAGAGGCAGCUGUGACUCUCUUGCCUCCUCCGACCGGCCGCCCCCGACCGUGGGAUGCUUCCACCGCAGAGGAGGGGGAAAAAAAGCUCAGCCCGGCCACAACGGCUGCCUUCGCUUCGCCUCCUCAAGAAACGUGGCUUCCCUCAGAGACACUGGCGGUCACCACACCCUUCCGACUUUCAAGUACGACUAUAUAAUCUCACUAAAACACUAGUAACGCAAUAAGCAGAUAAGGGAUUUUCCAGAAUUAUCCUAGUAAAUGUGUCUAAUAACAUCUGAAUCGCUCCCACUGCCCUCGUCUUUUUUUUUUCCUAGUCCUUCACUCUCACUUUCCUCAUCCACAAAUCUUUCAUCCUCGCUCAAAUUAAUGGGGAAAUUGUCGCUUUCUCGGCCCGAAUCGCUCUCGCUGCUGGUGGCCAUGAUUGUAAACAAUGUUCAGAUGUGAGGAGCUCCACAACCCGUGACGUCACGCGCACAUCGUCUGCUACUUCUGAUACAGGCAGGGCUUUUUUUAUUAGCGACCAAAUGUUGAGAACUUCAUCGUCGAUGUUCUCUACUAAAUCCUUUCAGGAAAAAUAUGGCAAUAUCGCGAAAUGAUCAAGUAUGACACAUAGAAUGGACCUGCUAUCCCCGUUUAAAUAAGAACAUCUCAUUUCAGUAGGCCUUUAAGAAAGGUGUGGUGCUCUGUUUGUAUUCUACCAAGACUGGAACACACCCAGACCAGGACUAGUCCUCCCAGCAUGCAAACCACUACACCUCCGUUUUAAAAAUGGUGCUUAAACCCAAUACAAUUCAGGUCAAUAUGUACUCGGGUGUCCAGAGUGCUCCCGGUAGCUCCUUGACUAUGGUCUAGGAAAACAAAAUGUCUUAUCCUGCACUAUUUAAAAUGAUGUCGCAUCCCAAUGGGGCACUUUAAAUAAAAUACUCCAUAAAUCUCAA
This is a messenger RNA of Nerophis ophidion (straightnose pipefish), 3562 nucleotides long. It is a transcript of the gene c1qtnf6b, whose product is annotated as C1q and TNF related 6b. Gene Ontology annotation, molecular function: protein binding. Bases 151 to 876 code for a protein of 241 amino acids. NCBI's taxonomy places the organism in Eukaryota, Metazoa, Chordata, Actinopteri, Syngnathiformes, Syngnathidae. The transcript has 3 exons. The record is from RefSeq and is a predicted model, not a curated record.